AUGACAGAAGAUCAUAGGACGUGCAGUAAGUUGUUGCCUUUAGAUGUCGCAGCAAAACAUGUUCAUUCAUCCGCGUUAGUGAGUGACGUAGUGAAAGACCUUGGACUGUCCGUUGUUUCAUUUUGUUCUAUUGAAACCGCAAUCGGGAAAGCAUUGAGAGAAGUAGAUGAUCAAAAUAUAGCCUCAAAUCAAAGCAUCACUACAAUAAAAACUCGUUUACAAAACCAACUUGCGAAGUCAGCUUCAGUUCUGAGUCAGGAAAUAGAUAUCAUUUGCACAGAACAUCGCCUUCGUUUACAAGAACAAGACCAUUCAUUUACUGAGUCGAAAGCUAUGUAUACAAAACGCCAACAGGAGUUGGAAAAGGUUCUUAAACAUGGGUCUAACAACCAAGUGUUUAUUAUGGCCCAUCAAAUGAAAAUACUUUUAAGAAAAGAAGAAGCAGCAUUUAUUAACAACUGUAAUAAACUAAAUAACAUUGAAAUACAUUUUCCUGAAGACCAACAUAUAUCAUCGAUUCCAUCACUAGACGAUAUUUCUAUUGAAAAAAUACCUUUAACGAUUAUUAAAAAGUUCAGUAAUGCUCAAGUAGCAGACAAUGUUCGACACAAUGAUUCAGUCAAAAAAUUAUAUGAGCAUUCGUCCAUAGCCUAUGAAAGCCGUCCAUGUAUUAGAGGACUGGCUGUCACAAAAGAGAACAAUUUACUUAUGUGUCAUGAAAACGAAUCUACAGUAUCGAAAUGUUCCCAGUAUGGAAAUAUUGAACAAUCAUGUAUAGUAGGCGGUCAAGUUUUUAAUAUAUGUGUCAUUGACGAGACAAACACUGCAGUUAUAACUUUGCCAAGCAAGAACUUAAUGCAGUUUCUAAAAUAUCUGCCAAUGAAAGUAGAAAAAACAGUAAACAUUCUUCCAAAUUCUUUGGGAAUUACAUUAUAUAAAGACAAGUUAGUUGUUGGUGGAAAACAAAGAAUACAGUUCUUCACUACAGACGGAAGACCUAUAAACAUAGUUAAUGUUAACCUUGAUUCAACAAGUGCAAUUUCUUAUCUGCACCCAUGUGACGACAGAAACCGAAUUUACGUGUCAUGCGAGUCCUUAUAUGAAAUAUCAGACAAUGGCAAAAGUGUUAUAAAACACAGUGGAUCAUCCAUUCCUCUUUCGCAUGGUAUAAUUACAGACCGUGAUGACAACGUUUAUGUUGCUUCGAAAAAUUCAAUUAUGAGGCUAUCAAGGGAAGGAAUCGUUUUGAACGAUAAUCUCUUAAAAACUAGACUGUUUGGUUACGAUGAAAUAUGGGCUCUAGCAUUUAAUAGAACAUAUACACUGAUGUAUGCCACUACUCGCGAUGGUUAUGCACUAGAAAUCUUUGACUUUAAAUAA
This is a messenger RNA of Mytilus trossulus (common blue mussel), 1380 nucleotides long. RefSeq lists its product as uncharacterized. The record is from RefSeq and is a predicted model, not a curated record. The transcript has a single exon. Lineage: Eukaryota; Metazoa; Mollusca; Bivalvia; Mytilida; Mytilidae. The coding region runs from base 1 to 1380 and encodes 459 amino acids.